Aureobasidium namibiae CBS 147.97 is the source of this 2493-nucleotide messenger RNA. RefSeq lists its product as uncharacterized. Gene Ontology annotation, molecular function: zinc ion binding; DNA-binding transcription factor activity, RNA polymerase II-specific; RNA polymerase II cis-regulatory region sequence-specific DNA binding. The coding region runs from base 1 to 2493 and encodes 830 amino acids. The transcript is spliced from 3 exons. Lineage: Eukaryota; Fungi; Ascomycota; Dothideomycetes; Dothideales; Saccotheciaceae. Gene Ontology annotation, cellular component: chromatin. Gene Ontology annotation, biological process: DNA-templated transcription; regulation of transcription by RNA polymerase II. The record is from RefSeq and is a predicted model, not a curated record.
AUGAUGGACACUCCACAGCUCAACGCAUCACAGCAAAGACGCAAGAGAGCGAGUCGAAAAAACACCCCCAAACGCUUCAGAUGCGAUCAUGAGGGCUGCACAAAGAUUUACUCUCGAGCCGAGCAUUUACAGCGUCAUCAGUUGAAUCACAAGCCAAAGCAAUUGUAUCAAUGCCAGGUUGAAGGUUGUGAUCAAACCUUUGUGCGCCUUGACCUUUGCAUGAGGCACCAAGCCAGACAUGGCGAAGCUUCGAUACCCAGAGAUCAAGAUGAUGGCGCUGCAGUCUUUGAAAGCACAUCCCAAAGUGCUGUAAACCUUGCUGCGGAUACGAACCUGGAUUUCCAGAAUAAUGCUGGGCCCGAAUCGGUCGGCCCUCCAUCUCUGACACCCGGAUUCGGUGUCACAGAUCCACAUCAGAACAUAGCUCUGGACGCAGGAACGCAAAUGCUGGACUGGGGACAGAACGAUCUGUCAGAGGACUAUUCCAGACUCGCAGCAGCUUCUCCUCAGCGAGGAAAUGGCAAUUUUGUGACAUGGUUGUUUGAUAGCCCUGGCAGCCAGCAGCAGAACUUCGAUCUUUCCAACUACUUGCCGUACGUGGAUUUCGGUCUCGAUUAUUGCUCUCCGACCAACGACUUCUGGCAACUCGAAUCCACCCAGGCAAGUGCCAACGCUUCCACUGUGAACCCUGUAGCUACAGCACCAGCGUCUAACGCGUUGUGCGAGAGUUCCAACGACUAUGGACUGAAAGACUAUGCCCGAGUGUCCACUAGAUGCAGAUCAAAGAUUCUCAACAGCGUCAACUCGUUUCUCGAGAAGAAGCGCCCACCAGGACUGCGAGACACUGUUCGAGAGCAGGAUCUGUUGUUCAGCGCUGAUGAAGUGGAUCUACCAAAUCUGACAACGAAAGUUCUACAUGACUGCUUGGAUAGUUUUUGGUCGCGUGUGGCGAUACAACUUCCUGUCGUUCAUCAGCAAACUUUCUCGAGCGACGACUGCCAAGCGCUUCUUCUUCUCGCAAUGCUUAUGCUAGGCGCGGGCCAGAUAGUGCGCUCACAUCCAAUCGGAACACGAAACGACUACCGCGUUUUUGCAGAUCUUAUAGCCAUCAACCUGCGGUGGGAGAUUUUCCCAGAAGCCGAACCUCCCAUAACACUAUGGGUUGCUCAAACACUUUUGUUGCUCGAGUUUUACGAAAAGCUGUUCUCAUCUCGUCGCCUCCACGAGCGUGCGUACAUCCAUCACGCGUCAACUCUCGCUUUGCUGAGGCGGGGCAGUCCUAUGGUCGGCCAUGCUGAGGACGAAGAGCCCCCAACUCGUUGUCCCUCGCCAGGAGUGACCGCACAAAAUCUCAAUGGCCCAUCCAAACAAGCUACCUGGUGGCGUCGCUGGGCACGAAAUGAGUCCUGGCAUCGAGUCGUCUUUGCGGCCCUACAAAUGGACACACUACACGCCGUAGCCUUUGGACACGAGAGUUCGAUCCUGCCUUAUGAAAUCAGACUUCCGUUGCCGUGCGAUGACUCGAUAUGGGCUGCACAAAGCCCUGAGGAUGUCUGGAGGUUGGAGGAAACAUUCUCCAUGCAUGGCAUCAGUCAGCAGCCCUUUCUGGAUAGCCUCAAAAGAUGCCUGCACGGGCACGAAGUCCAUUCAAACCACGGUGCGCGAAUUAUCUUGGGUUCUGGUCUAUUGAGUGUUGGCUGGCAUAUCCGACGCCGCGAGAGAAACCAACAGUUCUUGGAGUCGAACCCAUCAGCCCACGAGCAAGAGCGUUGGAGGUCUCUACUUCUCAACGCGUACACCCAUUGGUGUCAGAGUUUCCAAAAAGCGCUCGAGAAGUCAAGAGCGCAUAGUCGAAUUCUUGUCAGCGACAAGGAUGUAGUUUUCGAUCCAUCAAUCCUAUAUCGUCUGGCAUUGAUCACUUCCCACGUGGACAUUCUGGACACUCAACUUCUCGCGGGUUACAAGCGUUUGCUUGGGCGUAAGAUUACGGAUAAGGAUCACCUUGCUUGUGCAACAAGAAUGCGUAAUUGGGCGGCCACCAACUCGUCCAGAGUGGCUGUCUCUCAUGCUUUCUGGCUGCUUGACGAGACACUUCUGGACAAAAACUUGGUGUCUCGCAGUCAACCACUCAGCCAUGUUACGACAAAGCACUAUACUUGCCGCACUGAUGCAUCUAUAUAUCGUCCUUGGAUCUUGUAUCUGGCCGCGUUAACGAUAUGGUCGUACCAAUACGCUUCGGGUCAUAGGCCUUCACAGAUCAUAUCGCAAGGACUUGAUGCUGAUCAAUCAUCAGGGCAAAUCCUUGCUUACAGCUACAUUCGGAGAUGUGCUGAGUCAGGCAUCGACGGCUUUCCAGGCCAGAUGUCUGUUCAGGGAUGUGGUGCAAUCUGCAAGCUCCUGGCUCAAGAUUUUGCGUCUGCUGAGUGGGAGUUGCUCUUAGAAGCCUCCAAAAUACUCGACUCGUGCGCAACCACGAUCCUGGAAAGAGCUUGA